AUGAAGAUUUCCAGCAUUGCUCGUUUCUUUGCUUCGGCGCUCUUCACAGGGGCAGCCAUCGCAGCACCAUCUCAAGAGAUCAGAUCUUCGGGUCCGGCCCCUCCCAGUCAAGACUCGUUUUACACGGUGCCUGACAACAUCGCCACCUACGCCCCUGGCGCCAUCAUCAAACACCGCCAGCCACCGUCUGAGAUUGCUGCGUUUGGUAUUUCCAAGGUGAACCUGCAAUCUACAUAUCAAAUCCUCUACCGCACAACGGACAACCACGGCAAUGCUACAGCGACAGUCGUCUCUGUUCUUGUCCCGCACAACGCCGACAUGGGCAAGGUGCUGUCCUAUCAAGUCGCCGAGGAUGCAGCCUCUAUUGACUGCGCCCCUUCAUACGCCUUCCAGUUCCGGUCUGCUACCGGUCCUUUGCUCGGUACAAUUGUUACGCAACUCGAGCUUCUAUUGAUUGAAGCCGCCUUGGAGCAGGGUUGGGUUGUUAUUGUUCCUGAUUUUCUGGGCCCCAAGGCAUCCUAUCUUGCCAACAAGCUAGCUGGCCAUGCCACACUUGAUGGCAUCCGCGCCACCAUCUCGUCCACCUCUUUUACGGGCGUCAGAUCCGAUCCCAAUAUCGUCAUGUGGGGUUACUCUGGAGGCUCGGUCGCAACAAAUUGGGCUGCCGAGCUGCAACCUACGUAUGCGCCUGAGCUGCGCAUCCUUGGAGCUGCUGUGGGUGGCACAGUGCCCAAGGUCAGCAGCGUCGUCAGGACCAUCAACAAGGGCCCGCUGGCAGGCUUCAUCCCCGCAGGCAUCAUGGGCAUGAUUUCUCAGUACCCCGAGUUGAGGGAUAUUAUUGAGUCGCAUUUGAAGCCAUCGUACUCGGAAAAGUUCCACACUGUCCUGCACCAAUGCCUGGCGGCGACUGCUGCUCGCUUUGCGUUUGACGACGUUCUCAGCGAGUUCACUGUGCCCAAUCUCAUCUUGACAGAUCCCACAGCGACGCGCAUUCUUAACGAGAACGAUUUGGGACUCAACACUCCCGCCAUUCCAUUUUUCUGGUACAAAUCCAUCUUUGACGAGGUCUCUCCUAUUGAUGACACGGAUGACCUGGUGGACUCUUACUGCAACCGUGGCGUGUCUAUUGAGUACUGGCGCGAUCUGCUCUCUGAGCACGGCGCUGCUGCAGCGACGGGUGCUCCCAAGGCUUUGUCGUGGUUAAAGGAGCGCCUGGAUGGAAAGGCUCCGGCUACUGGCUGCAGCACAAAAUCCAAGGCGAGCAGCCUGUUGGAUCUUUCUACGGCAAAAAUUCUGCCCAAGUUCAUUUUAGAUGCUGUUCUGGAUCUGCUCGCCCAUAAGCCUGUUGGUCCUCUUAUUGGCUAA
[Torrubiella] hemipterigena is the source of this 1365-nucleotide messenger RNA. The record is from the annotation of a GenBank genome assembly. Lineage: Eukaryota; Fungi; Ascomycota; Sordariomycetes; Hypocreales; Clavicipitaceae.